Molecule: messenger RNA, 4404 nt
Organism: Hyaena hyaena (striped hyena)
Lineage: Eukaryota; Metazoa; Chordata; Mammalia; Carnivora; Hyaenidae
Gene: PLEKHG4
Product: pleckstrin homology and RhoGEF domain containing G4
Exons: 21
Coding region: 125-3715 (1196 amino acids)
Molecular function (GO): guanyl-nucleotide exchange factor activity
Source: RefSeq, a predicted model, not a curated record
GGGUCACCCACCGAGCCCUACGGGACUGUCUUCAGUCCAUUUCCUGGAUGAGCAGAAGCCUCACAAUGAGGGCCCAGUCCCUCUCCCACUUGCCCUGAGCAGGCCCACCCUUAAGGAGAGGGUGAUGGAAGGGCCUUUGGAGGUUGGGGAUGAGUCCCCAGAAUCCCAAGGACAUGCUACUGACUGGAGGUUUGCUGUGUGCAGCUUCAGGGAUGCCUGUGAUGAGGAGGAGCCUGUUCCCCACGUGCAGGUUAAGGACCCCAAUCCUCCAAGAUCACCAGCAGGGACAGCCCAAGGAGAAGGGCUGCAGGACAGCUCCCUGCCUAGGGAGCUUCAGUCACCCCUAGGACCAAUGGCUGUAGAUGGGCAGGGGAAUACACUAGGAGGUUCCUCAGCCCAGUUAGAGAAACCCAUCCCCUCUAGAGCGGAGAGCCUCCUAUGUCCAGUGUCCUCCCACCUCAGCCUUGCACAGGGCGAGAGUGAUAGUCAGGGGGAAGGUUUGGCAAGGGACCAAGUUCCAGGCAGGUUAAUGCCAGCUGGUUUGGGUCCUGAGAGGUUGGACAGUGAUCCUGUGGACCUUGAAGGGCCUCUAUCUGAGACAUCGUCAGAGCUACUGGAGCCAGACCCCAGUGGAUCUCGCCUCCCUAAGCCUGCUAAUUACCUCCUGGCCCAAGACCUUUCCUGGGAGCUGCUGGCCAGUGGCAUGGCUACCUUACCAGGGACUCGGGAUGUAGAAGGCCGGGCAGUGCUGCUUCUGUGUGCCCAUAGCCCAGCCUGGUUUUUCCCCACGUGCGGUAGCCAUGAACUCAUCCGCCUUCUGCUCUAUCUGCGAAGCAUCCCUAGGCCCGAAGUACAGGCCCUGGGAUUGACCGUGCUGGUGGAUGCCCGAGUUCGUCCCCCAAGUUCUUCUCUUUUCUGGGGGCUCAGCCAACUACAAGAAGCAGCCCCAGGAUCAGUGUACCAGGUGCUGCUAGUGGGAAAGAUGCCAGAGGAGGUACCUUCCAGGCUGCAGCUGAAGCAGCUGCCCUCUCAUCAGAGCCUGCUGACCCACAUCUCCACUUCUGGGUUGCCAGCUUCAAUGGGAGGAGGCCUGCCUUACUGCCACCAGACCUGGCUGGACUUCCGAAUGCGUCUGGAAGCCCUACUGCAAAGCUGCCAGGUGGUUUGUACCCUGCUCCACGGGGCCAUUGAGAGCAUGAAGGCUGUGCCCCAGCCCAUGGAGUCUGGGGAAGUUAGUCGGCUGCUACAGCAGGCACGGGUCCUGAUGCAGCACGUGCUAGACUCACCCCGGCUAGCAUGGCUACAGUGCCAGGGGAGUUUGGAGCUGGCAUGGCUGAAGCAAGAGGUCCCAGAGGUGACCCUGAGCCCAGACUACAGGCCAGCAGUGGAUGAAGUUGAUGAGCUCUAUGGCCGUGUAGAUGGACUGCUGCACCAGCUGACCCUGCAGAGUAACCAGCGAGUGCAGGCACUAGAGUUGGUCCAGACUCUGGAGGCCCAGGAGGGUGGGCUGCACCAGAUUGAAGUAUGGCUACAGCAGGUGGGCUGGCCAGCACUUGAGGGGCUAAGGGAGCCCUCCCUGGACAUGCUGCUCCAGGCCCAAGGUCCUUUUCAGGAGCUGGACCAGGUUGCCCAGGAGCAGGUCAGGCGAGGGGAGAAAUUUCUGCAGCCACUGGCUGGCUGGGAGGCUGCUGAACUGGGCCCUGUUGGGGCCCGCUUUCUGGCCCUGCAAGCCCAGCUGAGCGACUUCUCUAGGGCUUUGGCCAAGCGGCGGCAGCGGCUGGCAGAUGCUGAGAGGCUGUUGCAUUUUUUCAAGCAGGCCUCGACAUGGGCUGAGGAGGGGCAGCGGGUGUUGGCACAGCUGGAGCAGGAGUGCCCAGGGGUCGUGCUACAACGGCUGCAGCUGCAUUGGACCAAGCACCCUGACUUGCCUCCUGCCCACUUCCGAAAGAUGUGGGCUCUGGCCACAGGGUUGGGCUCCGAGGGCAUCCGCCAGGAAUGCCGCUGGGCCUGGGCACGCUGCCAGGACACCUGGCUGGCCCUGGACCAGAAACUAGAGGCUGCACUGAAGCCACCACUGACGACGACCACGACGGGCAGCACAGCUAGUCUGUGUGUCAGCCAUGUCCCUGGUGCAUCUGCCACCCCUCCCCUGAGGAAGGCAUAUAGCCUUGAUCAGAAUCUGGGGCAGAGUCUCCGAGAGCUUACUCACCACUGCCACCGUGCGGCCAUUGUGGCUGCUUCCCACGGACCAGAGGCUGGAGGUGGUGCCCAGCCAGGGUCAUCCCCUACCAUGCCUCCACCAGGCAGCUCUAACCCCAGGAGCCCCAACAGGCUCCAGCUGGUGUUGGCAGAGAUGGUGGCUACAGAGCGGGAGUAUGUCCGUGCUCUUGACUACACCAUGGAGAACUACUUCCCUGAGCUGGACCGCCCUGAUGUGCCCCAGGGCCUCCGUGGCCAGCGUGCCCACCUCUUUGGCAACCUGGAGAAGCUGCGGGACUUCCAUUUUCAUUUCUUCCUGCGUGAACUGGAGGCCUGUACCCAGCACCCACCCCGGGUUGCCUAUGCAUUCCUGCGCCAUCGGUUGCAGUUUGGGAUGUAUGCACUCUACAGCAAGAAUAAACCUCGCUCUGAUGCUCUGAUGACCAGCUUUGGUCAUGCCUUCUUCAAGGAUAAGCAGCAAGCACUGGGGGACCACCUGGACUUGGCCUCCUACCUCCUGAAGCCCAUCCAGCGCAUGAGCAAGUAUGCGUUGAUGCUGCAGGAACUGGCCAGGGCCUGCGGGGGUGCCGUGCAGGAGCUGAGUGCCCUGCGGGCCGCCCAGAGCCUUGUGCGCUUCCAGCUGCGACAUGGCAACGACCUGCUAGCCAUGGACGCCAUCCAGGGCUGUGAUGUUAACCUCAAGGAACAGGGUCAGCUGGUGCGACAGGAUGAGUUCAUGGUACGCACUGGGCGCCGUAAGUCCUUGCGCCGUGUUUUCCUCUUUGAGGAGCUACUGCUCUUCAGCAAGCCUCGCCGAGGACCCACGGGCAUUGACACAUAUACCUACAAGCGUUCCUUCAAGAUGGCAGACCUAGGCCUCACUGAGUGCUGUGGGGAUAACAACCUGCGCUUUGAGAUCUGGUUCCGCCGUCGCAAGGCCAAGGACACCUUUGUGCUGCAGGCUGCCAGCUUGGACACCAAGCAGACUUGGACAGCUGACAUUUCUCGUCUGCUCUGGAGGCAGGCUAUCCACAACAAGGAGGUGCGCAUGGCUGAGAUGAUGUCCAUGGGUGUGGGGAACAAGGCCUUUCAGGACAUCGCCCCCAGCGAGGAAGCUAUCAACGACCGCACUGUCAACUAUGUCCUGAAGUGCCGAGAAGUUCGCUCUCGGGCCUCUAUUGCUGUAGCACCGUUUGACUAUGAGAGCCCCUAUCUGGGAGCCUCGAGCUCCCUUCCUGGAGACCCUGCCUCUUGCUCCAUAUUGGGAUCCCUCAACCUACAUCUGUACAGAGACCCGGCGCUUCUGGGACUCCGCUGGCCCCUGUAUUCUCCCAGCUUCCCAGAGGAAGCAGCGCUGGAAGCUGAAGUGGAGCUGGGCAGCCAGCUGUCUUUGACUCCUGACGACUCAGAGGUCUCAUCCCAGUGCCCAUCAGCCAGUGGAUCCAGUGGCUCUGACAGCAGCUAUAUGUCAGGGCAGGCCCUGGGCAGGGGUCUUGAGGACUUUUCCUAUGUCUGAGCCUGGGCUGGAAGGCAGGCAGUGGACCCAGCACCUGGAGGUCCAAGAAAUAUCACCUCUCUCAGGAUCUGCUAUGACCCAAAUGUGGCUGGUACCUGGGCCACCUCCAGCUCACAUGCACUGCGCUAUUGACUACUCCUUUCUGAUGUCUGUGCCCAUUGGCAGACUGGCAGGGACCUCGCUUAGGGAGCCUGGCUGCAAGGCCUGAAUGAGUGCCCUGAUCCUGAGCCUCUGGCCCCAUGUCCCCUUUUAUUCCCUCUCUGGCUUUUACCUGUUACACGUUAGGAUUAGGCUAGAGCAGAAGGUAUGGGUUUCCAUGCUCUAGGCGGGUGGGGUACCAAGUAGAGCAGUGACUGGACAGUGACUGGACUGCCUCACCCCUCAGAGGAACCUAGGUGGUUUCCCAGCAGUUGCUUCCCAAUCCCUGGUCUCAAAGCCAAGCUUCUCAAGCGUAGGGGCAAGCCCACCUCUAUUGUAGCCUUAACUCUUGACUGCCUUGGUUGCCCAAACCCAGCCCUUCUUUCCUGGGUCACUUUGGUUAUAUUUUUUCAACACCUUUUGAAGAGCUUUCAAUUAGAGCUGUUCUCUAAAAUUAUUUCACUUGUUGGUCUUUGGUGUCUCAGAGAGAGAGUCCAGGCCCUUGACUCAUUACUCUUUAUUUAUAAUAAAAAUAGACUGACAUACUUUCA